This is a messenger RNA of Cylindrotheca closterium, 633 nucleotides long. Lineage: Eukaryota; Bacillariophyta; Bacillariophyceae; Bacillariales; Bacillariaceae. The record is from the annotation of a GenBank genome assembly.
AUGUCGGCUCCAAACAUCCCACAACCAUCUAUCUACAUCCCACAACCAUCUUUCUACAUCUCCAAAUUUGAACAUGGAGUUGCCAAAGGUGCUGCCGGACUCAUUGGCAACGAUUCUCGUGUCAGACAAAUAUCGGUUUCCAAGAGUUUCAAUGAAAAUAGGAAUAAGUCUGACAGCGUUUGUAGUCUCCUUUUCAUGCCGGUCGUCUAUAUUCCUGGUGACAAAAUGGACAAUCCAAAAUACCACAAUAAUCCUACUUUAAACUUCCUUGAACAGGACCCAAACCACAAACGGGCUAUUUCCGAUUGUUAUCAGCUUCAAAUCGGAAGGACGGACCACUUGAGCUUCUCCAGUCUCUUAAGCAGAAUGAACGCUCCCACUCUUGAUGGCGACAAGGCCCUUGCCGGAUGUUGGUAUGGAACUACACUAGGAAACCCACAUCCGGUUUUAUACAAAAUGGAUCCUUUGUUAGUAUUAUCUGGAAUUCACUCGGCAACUUUUGUUCCACUGCAGGGUUGCUUUUCCCUUGUCUUCGCCGCUCCAAAAUGUGAAGACAAUUCCGAACAUUCCCACAGUCUUGAAGACUUGCCGAGAUUUGGAUCUGUAGUUGGGGUGGGCCCUGAAACAAAUUAG